AUGAUGGUGGCAUUGCAGUACGAUGCCCUGAUCAUGUCAGGCGCCCGAAAACACUUGAAACGAUUCAAAUACCUCGUAAACUAUGCUCAGCAAUGGCUGCAUUCAGCAGUUUUCAAACGCUGCUUGUUCGGCGUGAACUCCAACAUCUUGGGUCUGUUACGUAUGUUGAGCGUUAACCUGGUCGAACUGGCAUUCUUGCAGCACCGGGCAAAUAUGCCAUUUAUUACAACCAUCGCUGCAUGUCCAAAACUAGUUCAAUUCUCUUACUCUGUCGACAAUGGCUUUCGCGGUAUUCACUAUGCCGACAUAUGCACUAACGAGCCCGCAACUGGAAGUGACGGCAGCAACAGUAAUAAUGGAAUCGUCUUCCCAGCAAUGACAUGUUUAAGCAUUGACGCUACACUUGCACACCGUCAACGACUCGGAUCAAUAUUGAGCAAAUGCCCGAACCUAGCUGUCUUGCGACUCAACAACUCUUAUGUCAGUCCACCAUUCGAUCUUUUGCUCUCUGGGCAACUUGACUUGAACAUGCGUGAUAUAUUUGUUAGGUGCCCCAAGCUGGAGUAUUUGGCAUACAACAGUUCUCCAAGCAGCCCAAGACCGGAUGUGGAAGGGUGGAUGGCAGGAUACAGAAAGAACAAAAAGACAAAACAAAUCAAGAAUCAUGAAAUAUCCCUGGAAGCCCUGACGAUCAGUGCUGGUGUAUCUGAUGCUCGAAUGAAUUGGGACGCCUUGGAAACAGUCCAUGCGCUACAGCUGCGAACAACAUACCAGCCUGUGUUCCAUGCACUCCAUAUCAUACCCAAGCUAAAGCGUUUGACUAUCGAUUAUCGAUUUAUUGAUCAAUUACGUCGCCAAGAGCUUCGAGAUGACGAUGUCAUGAGUCCUUUAUGCGACUGGUUGGAGGCCUCGGCAGCCUGUCACGAUACUACUACUGAUGGCUUUAUCGCCUUACAGGAACUUCAUGUUAUUGGUCCUGUUGCGCUUAACAUUCUUCAUAACCGGCUUCUCGACGCGUUAUGUUCUGUGACAACUCUAAAGACACUAGAGUUAAACAACGUAAACAACGUAAAUCAUCCAGACGAGAGGUUUCAGGGCGUGACCAACAACGAGAACCUGUCAACCGAGGAAUCAUUGCAUGUUCUUCAAAAACUGGCUUACUUGUCGGUGGAAAAGCUUUUUCUUGUAAAGGUCACCGCAUUUUGCAAAGAGUUGUUUGACAUACUCUCAAGUAUGAAGCAUCUGCGCAUCCUUGAAAUCGUAAGCUCGAGUGGACUAUAUCACAUUGAUGACCUUGUGAACUUUAUCAAAAUUCCGUUUGACUCUCUCAUAAUGCGCGACCGUCAUGAACGAUGAACUCAAUGGAAACACCUUGUGGAUUAUAUCGAGCAUGAUUGCAAUGAUCAAUAUACUAUAAAAAUAGAUAAAAUUUUCCCCAUGUGGUGUUAUUUUGAAGUACGUCGACACACGUAUGUAAAUCAAUCACAUAGUGCUUGAGCAUGUCCCAUAAAC
Zychaea mexicana is the source of this 1512-nucleotide messenger RNA. RefSeq lists its product as uncharacterized. The transcript is spliced from 4 exons. The record is from RefSeq and is a predicted model, not a curated record. Lineage: Eukaryota; Fungi; Mucoromycota; Mucoromycetes; Mucorales; Lichtheimiaceae. The coding region runs from base 1 to 1356 and encodes 451 amino acids.